AUGAACAUGGCAGACCCCGAUGCCGGUGCCGCCGACAACGCCCCCGGCCCGCCACGGCCGCCCCCAAGCUUCGCCGUGCCCUUUGACUCCGCCGCCGCGCCGUGGAACGUGCACAAGGAGGAGUGGCUGCGGGCGCGGGGCCUGGCGUGGGACGGCAUCGCAACGGGGGCGCUCGUGUACUACCACGACGACGGCGACGACGACGACGACGACAAUAACAACAAUAACAACAACGAGCAGGCAGGGGAGCGGGAGCGGGAAGGGGGGGGAAGCCGCACGCGCGUGCUCCUGCUGCAGCGGUCGGGCGACGACGAGUUCCCGAACCUGUGGGAGACGCCGGGCGGGGCGGUGGACGCGGAGGACCCGACGAUACUGCAGGGCUGCGCGCGGGAGCUGUGGGAGGAGACGGGCCUGGUGGCGGAGAGGGUGGUGAGGGUCGUGACGGAGGGGCGAUGGGGGCGGAAGGGGUGGCGGGGAGGAGUGGUAGAAGGAGAAGCAGUAACGGCAGGAGCGCCAGAAAGAGUCGAGGACAGUGACAGACGGGGCCCGGCUCUGCCGUACGAGCAGGCCGGGUCGGUGUUCCAGAACGAGACGCGCACGCGUACGUACUGCAAGUUUGCCUUUGAGGUCAGUGUGGUGAAGAAGAACAACACCACGACGACGACGACCGCGCCGCCCGAAGUGAGGCUGGACCCGGCGGAGCACCAGCGGUUCGUGUGGGCGAGCGAGGAGGAGGUGCGGGCGGGGAGGUGCGGGAGCCGGAUCACGCUGCCGUUUACGGUGAUGCAGAUGCGGAACAUGCUGCUGGAGGGGUUUCGGCUGCGGAGGGAGGAGGCGGAGAGGGCGAGGAAGGGAAGAGUUGGGGGAUGA
Purpureocillium lilacinum is the source of this 870-nucleotide messenger RNA. RefSeq lists its product as uncharacterized. The record is from RefSeq and is a predicted model, not a curated record. NCBI's taxonomy places the organism in Eukaryota, Fungi, Ascomycota, Sordariomycetes, Hypocreales, Ophiocordycipitaceae.